UUAGGGUUUGAAUACCCUUUGCGGCAUUUGUUUCUGUGAAUUUCUAUCCAAAUUUCAUUUUUUUAAUCUGCAUUUUUAUCAAUAUUUAAAGCUGAUGGUGGGAUUUUCGUGCUAUUUUGGUGGGAUUUCUUUCCUCUUGCAUAAAGGCAACAUGUAAUCUAAAUGUGAUUCCAGUUUUCUCUCUGAUAUUGAUAAAUCAGGUUAUCUAAUGUUGUGUCUCUCUCUCGCCACUGCUUAUGGGCCACUCUGAUUUCUUGAUUUUGUUGUUUGCUGUCGGUGUGCGGUGUACUGCAUAUAUUACAGCUGCUAUUAUCGCAUCAUUACGGCUAGUCAAUUCCUUGUGCUCAUUCUGACUAAGUGAAGAAGGUUGGCAAUUGGGAAAAACUAUCAUGGGCUAUGCACAACUGGUUAUUGGUCCUGCAGGCAGUGGGAAGUCAACCUACUGCUCUAGCCUGUACCAGCAUUGUGAAACCCUUGGACGGUCAAUACAUAUUGUGAACCUAGAUCCUGCUGCAGAAAAUUUCGACUAUCCAGUAGCCAUGGAUAUACGAGAGCUCAUUAGUUUGGAUGAUGUUAUGGAGGAGCUUGGAUUGGGUCCAAAUGGGGGCCUUAUGUACUGCAUGGAACAUCUUGAAGAUAAUCUUGAUGAUUGGUUGAAUGAAGAAUUGGACAAUUACUUGGAUGAUGACUAUCUGGUGUUUGACUGCCCGGGUCAAAUUGAACUUUUUUCACAUGUGCCUGUGCUCCGCAACUUUGUGGAGCACUUGAAGCGUAAGAACUUUAAUGUUUGUGCUGUAUACUUGCUUGAUUCCCAGUUUGUCACGGAUGUUACUAAGUACAUAAGUGGAUGCAUGGCAUCACUUUCUGCAAUGGUCCAGCUUGAAUUACCUCAUAUUAAUAUCCUCUCCAAAAUGGACCUUGUAACAAACAAGAGGGAGGUUGAAAAGUACUUGGAUCCAGAGCCGCAUCAUCUACUGUCGGAGUUGAAUGAGCGGAUGGCUCCUCAGUUUAAAAAGCUAAACAAAUCUUUGAUUGAACUGGUGGAUGAGUAUAGCAUGGUCAGCUUUAUUCCCCUUGACUUGAGGAAGGAAAGCAGCAUAAAAUAUAUAUUGGCGCAAAUUGACAACUGCAUUCAAUAUGGUGAAGAUGCUGAUGUGAAGAUCAGAGAUUUUGAAGAAAAUAACGAUGACGAGUAGGCCUGUUGGUGCUGCGGAAAAAGCAUUAUCUUUGUUCAGAAUUUUCCCAUGUAGAUAACUGAAGUGAAAACCGUAUGAAAACUGGAAUUUGGAAAGAUGACACAUUGAACUAAAUAUUUUGGUGCCAUGAAUGCAUCACUUUCCGGA
Messenger RNA from Hibiscus syriacus, 1343 nucleotides. RefSeq names its product GPN-loop GTPase 3-like. The transcript is spliced from 9 exons. Gene Ontology annotation, molecular function: GTPase activity. Bases 390 to 1196 code for a protein of 268 amino acids. The record is from RefSeq and is a predicted model, not a curated record. Lineage: Eukaryota; Viridiplantae; Streptophyta; Magnoliopsida; Malvales; Malvaceae.